Molecule: messenger RNA, 925 nt
Organism: Ceratitis capitata (Mediterranean fruit fly)
Lineage: Eukaryota; Metazoa; Arthropoda; Insecta; Diptera; Tephritidae
Gene: purple
Product: 6-pyruvoyl tetrahydrobiopterin synthase
Exons: 5
Coding region: 290-796 (168 amino acids)
Biological process (GO): tetrahydrobiopterin biosynthetic process
Cellular component (GO): mitochondrion
Molecular function (GO): 6-pyruvoyltetrahydropterin synthase activity
Source: RefSeq, a predicted model, not a curated record
CCAGUCGUCAACAUUACAUUCGUGACAUUUCCAACCGACAGUCAAGUUUUGUUUUCGUACACAAUUUCAAGCAAUUCAUAAAUUUUACAUUCCCAUAAAAAAAUUAAAACAUCAAGUAAUAUCAUUAUUUUGGAUGUGACAUUUUACAUAAAUGAAUGUAUUAAACAGCUCCAUUUACACGACGCACUUGUAAAAAAUCCAACUGGUUUUCAACUUCCGUUUAUUGACUAAAAGAAUUGCAAAACAUACUACAAAUCUAUAAAUAAAUUUACGGAAACGAUAGUAAAAAAUGUCGCAACCUGUUGCAUUCCUAACACGCAAAGAAACCUUCAGUGCUUGCCAUCGUUUACAUAGUCCACAUUUGAGUGAUGCGGAAAAUGCUGAAGUCUUUGGAAAAUGUAACCAUAUAAACGGACAUGGCCACAAUUAUACUGUUGAGGUUACUGUACGUGGACCCAUUGACAUUCGUACGGGCAUGGUAAUGAACAUUACAGAAUUGAAGAAUGCUUUAGACAAGGUGGUGUUCAAGGAUUUAGACCAUAAGAAUUUGGAUAAAGAUGUAGAUUUUUUCAAAAAGACUCCCAGCACUACGGAAAAUGUGUGUGUUUACAUUUGGGAUAAUGUACGACAGCACCUACAACAUCCAGAAUUAUUAUAUGAGGUUAAGAUUUUUGAGACUGAUAAAAAUUCCGUAACUUAUCGUGGACCAUAUAAUCAGAAUGGUCAUUAUCUAAGUUUGAUACAAAAACGUUCAGCAAAAACUUCUUGCAACAACAUUUCGUCUGAUUCAGAUUAGAUCGGUAGAGAGAACGAAAAAACUCGAAAUGAAUUUGUGAAUAUGAAUUUAUACAAAAUUAGUUAAGCAAACAGAAAGUGUAAUUGAAACAAUAAAACCUUAGAGCAAAUAUUUUAUUCUACAUAGCAA